This is a messenger RNA of Phalacrocorax carbo (great cormorant), 1475 nucleotides long. NCBI's taxonomy places the organism in Eukaryota, Metazoa, Chordata, Aves, Suliformes, Phalacrocoracidae. The record is from RefSeq and is a predicted model, not a curated record.
CCUGCACGCUGGGGCCGGAGUGGCUCUGCAGAGGCCAGGCAAUAGCCCGUGGGAGCGCUUCUCCUCCAGGCUGGUGACAGUCGUGCUGGGAGCCGUGGCUCUGCCGCUCCUGGCUGGGUCCUGGCUUGCAGCUUCAGGCACCUCUGUCCUUGGGAGAUGCCCGCUUGGGAAGGUGGGAGCAUUCCUGCUCUAGCCCUGCAGUGCUCUCCUUGGGUGAACCCAGGUCCCCAUGGGACACAGAGCCCCAGCCCACAGCCCGGGGCACGAUGCUCUUGAGGGGAAGGGAGGGACGAGUGCCAUGGAGCAAGCCUGCGUUUGAACUGCAUUCACUGCUGUUCAGAACUGAAGGAGUGCCUUAAAAUAGUUCAUGGGAGCUUCUCUGUCCUGUGUUUACAGACAUGGCUGGAGGCGAUGGAUAUCCAGCUUCCCGUCUGGGUUCCCGGGCUGACACGCUGGGAUAUCGCAUGGGUCCCCAAAGAGCGAAGUAUGAAGCUGAAAGAGGCAAAUCUUCCCAGCGGUCAUCAGAAGUCCUGAAGGAAAUCCUGAAGGACCUGGACAAGGCAGCGCUUGAGAUGGACCGUGAGACUGCGGAGAAUGAGGCGCUUCAGGAAGGAGGCAGUCACGCGGUGCCCGUCUCUGAUGACAGAAGAGGGGCAAUUCAGUCAGUGGAGGUGCCAGGCGCCUCGCCGCAGCUUCGAGAGCCCGGCCCGACACCAGCAGCUGCCCCUCACACCCGGACACCUGGACUGCCCACCCCAGCACCUCCAAGAGCUGGACCCAACACCAGCAGCCGUCACAUGUGCCUGGAAAAGCGGCCCACCAGCCACGGAGCACCGGCGGGGAACCAGCCUCCACCAGCCCGGACGGCCGCCCGGCCCGCCCGCCUCCGCCCCGGCCCAAAUGGCUGUCCAACUCAGCCAGCCAGGUGUUGCGGGACCGGCCCAGCACCCUCCGGGCCCCGGAGAAACGGCAACCACCCCCUCGCCCCCCAAGCCCAUUUCUCCAGCCCGCCUGCAAGGGCCUGGGGCAGUCCCGCCAGGAUAUGGAUUUGGGGAGCGACGGUGAAUGCGAGGGCCUAUAGGGGAGUGACAACAAAUAUGUUUUCCUUGGAUGACAAGGUCACGGACCUAGUUGGCCAAGAGAAGCCAGCUGAUGUGAUCUUUCUGGAUUUCAGUAAAGCUUUUGAUACUGUCCCUCACAGUCUCCUCCUGGGCAAAAUGUCCAGCACACAGCUGGAUAAACGCUACAUCAAGGAUAUAAAGUUACUAGAGAGUGUCCGGAGGAGGGCCAUGGAGUUGGUGAAGGGUUUAGAGGAGAAGCUGUACAAGGAGCAGCUAAAGUCCCUUGGAUCCAGCAGUUCCGUGGGCCAGGUAAGCCUUGAGUCAAAGAACCAGCUGGAAGCAGCUGUCACUGAUACGCAGCUGGAGGCCGGUCAGUUCCUUUAUCUCCCGUUACUAACAUUCAUGUCAGCGUAA